Lycium ferocissimum is the source of this 1569-nucleotide messenger RNA. Its product is annotated as ATP phosphoribosyltransferase 2, chloroplastic-like. Gene Ontology annotation, biological process: L-histidine biosynthetic process. Bases 71 to 1261 code for a protein of 396 amino acids. The record is from RefSeq and is a predicted model, not a curated record. Gene Ontology annotation, cellular component: cytoplasm. The transcript is spliced from 11 exons. Gene Ontology annotation, molecular function: ATP phosphoribosyltransferase activity; magnesium ion binding. NCBI's taxonomy places the organism in Eukaryota, Viridiplantae, Streptophyta, Magnoliopsida, Solanales, Solanaceae.
ACUCUCACUUCCAAUCACUCCUCUGCGGCGGCGAUUUUAUCUCUUCCCCACCGUUAAACCACCGUAAAACAUGUCUGUGAGUCAGACGUUUUUCCUUCAAGGUUCCAUUUCAACUCUCCUUUCUUCGUCAGUCACUAUUAAUGGGAACUGUCGCAAUGUUUCCGUUAAAUUUACCGUCUCAUGUUGCUCCCCGACGGCGUCUCCGUUGACCGCUGUUAACGGAAAUGUGGAGAAAAUAGCUUCAGAUAGAAAUGAAGUUCGCCUAGGCUUGCCUAGUAAAGGCCGAAUGGCUUCUGAUACUCUCGAUCUUCUCAAGGAUUGCCAGCUAUCAGUUAGGCAGGUGAAUCCUCGGCAAUACGUUGCAGAAAUUCCACAGAUAUCCAAUCUGGAAGUUUGGUUUCAACGGCCAAAAGACAUUGUGCGGAAGUUGGUAUCAGGAGAUUUAGACCUUGGCAUAGUUGGUCUCGACACAGUUUAUGAAUAUGGGCAGGGGGAUGAAGAUCUCAUCAUUGUCCAUGAUGCCCUUGAUUAUGGUGAUUGUCGUUUAUCUCUGGCUAUACCAAAAUACGGGAUUUUUGAGAAUGUGAACUCAAUGAAGGAGUUAGCAGAGAUGCCACAGUGGACGCCUGAGAGGCCACUGAGAGUUGCAACAGGAUUCACAUAUAUGGGUCCUAAAUUUAUGAAAGAAAAUGGGUUGAAGCAUGUCACUUUUUCAACCGCUGAUGGAGCCCUGGAAGCAGCUCCUGCGAUGGGAAUAGCUGAUGCUAUUGUGGAUCUAGUGAGUAGUGGAACCACACUGAGAGAAAACAAUCUGAAGGAAAUAGAAGGUGGAGUCAUCGUGCAAAGUCAGGCGGUCCUUGUCGCUGGCAGAAAGUCCCUAAUGCAGCGAAAAGGUGCACUUGAUAUAACACAUGAAAUGCUAGAAAGACUGGAGGCACAUCUGAGAGCUGUUGGCCAAUUUACGGUAACUGCUAAUAUGCGAGGAAGCAGCGGAGAGGAAAUCGCUGAACGAAUACUGAGCCAAACGUCACUAUCUGGAUUGCAGGGACCCACUGUAAGUCCAGUCUUUUGCAAGCGGGAUGGACGGGUUACAGCUGAUUACUUUGCCAUUGUCAUAUGUGUACCAAAGAAAGCACUUUACAAGUCUGUUCAGCAGCUUAGGGCGAUUGGAGGGAGUGGUGUCCUGAUUUCUCCGCUGACCUAUAUCUUUGAUGAAGAAACACCAAGAUGGCGUCAACUCCUGUCAACUUUGGGGCUUUGAUCUACCUAGCGAUGCCUCGGAUGGUUUCCUCAACUACAGUGCCUUUUUUUGGAGAAGCAAGCAUGAAUGAACUGGGACUCCACAUGAGACUUGUAGGGGAAAUCGGCAUUGUUAAUAAACUGUCAAAAUUUUGUAUUGCAUUGACAUUUACGCUUCCUAUUAAUAUCAGCUCUUGUUGUAACAAUAGUUUGUCUUUCAUUUUGGUGCCAAUGGCAAUUCUAAGAUUGCAUAAACGUGAUAUUUGCCAUGCUGAACAGUAAAGUGCCCUUGUUAUCCUACUAUAAAUCUGCGAGCUCACAUCUGACUCA